AUGCAAGACCAUCCAAUUGGGAUUCCUGCUUGCUUUACAUCCGGUGAGAAGGUAGCUGAUGAUCCUGCCACAGUAACCAGGUCAGGGCAGAGUGUUUUCAUGUCUGCUUAUCGUACAAAGAUUGCCGAUCAGUGUCGUUUGAUCACAAUAACAUGGUGCAAGAAUCUGUUACUCCAUGGUCUAUCAGUAUCAGUAGAAGGUCCUGAAGGAGAGAGUCAGUACACCUGCAAAGUGGAGCUGAAGCCUUGGUAUUUUUGGAGGAAACAAGGCUCCAAACGGUUUGUAGUGGAGGGUAAAGCUGUGGAUAUCUUCUGGGACCUCAAGGCUGCUAAAUUCAAUGGUGAAACUGAGCCUAAUUCUGAGUAUUAUGUCGCUGUUGUUUGCGACGAAGAGGUUGUGCUUCUUCUUGGUGAUCUGAAGAAGGAUGCUUACAGGAAAACUGGGUGUAGGCCUGCUCUUAUUGAUCCCAUUUUGGUUUCAAGAAAGGAGCACAUAUUUGGCAAGAAGAAGUUCGCUACAAGAAUCAAGUUCCAUGAGAAAGGUCGGUUUCAUGAGAUCUCAAUAGAGUGCAAGAACGGAAGUAAUAGUGGCAAUAUUGUUAGUAAUGGCAAUUCUAUUAAUGGGGAUGAACCAGAAAUGGAGAUAAGGAUAGAUGGGCAUUUGGUCAUUCAUGUGAAGCAUCUUCAAUGGAAAUUUAGAGGUAACGAGUAUAUUAACCUUCGUAAAUUAAGAGUAGAGGUAUACUGGGAUGUCCAUGACUGGCUAUUUAGUCCUGGUUUAAGGCAUGCUUUGUUUAUCUUUAAGCCAAUAAUGUCUUGCACAUCUCUAUCAUUACUAUCAACUUCAUCUUCAUCACCUGCACUAUCUUCAUCGACAUCUACACCAUUGUCCUCCCAGACAGGAGGUUCUGGUUCACUAGAGGGGCUAAAUGCAAGUGGUGGAUCAUCUGAUUUUUGCUUGUUUCUCUAUGCUUGGAAAGUUGAAUGA
Molecule: messenger RNA, 987 nt
Organism: Populus nigra (black poplar)
Lineage: Eukaryota; Viridiplantae; Streptophyta; Magnoliopsida; Malpighiales; Salicaceae
Exons: 1
Coding region: 1-987 (328 amino acids)
Source: RefSeq, a predicted model, not a curated record